Molecule: messenger RNA, 1822 nt
Organism: Linum trigynum
Lineage: Eukaryota; Viridiplantae; Streptophyta; Magnoliopsida; Malpighiales; Linaceae
Source: the annotation of a GenBank genome assembly
UCACUUCUAAACAUUCACUACGCUCGAUAAUUCAGUAUACAUAUAUAUAUACAGUGGAGAGAAAUGGGUCUUGGGAGUUGUUAGCAGUAGUUGCAGAAGAAUCAUCACCUCAAAGUCAGUGGGAGGUGCAGUUAAAGAGUCCAGCUCCUGCUGAUGUGUAGGCCUUUGUUAUUUGGAUUGCUUGGGAUUGGAAGUUAUUAAUUGAAUAAGUCAAGCAAUUUGCAAUUGAUCGAUCAUAUGCCCUUAAAUACAAGAGCUCUGAAUCUCACUCUCACCCCACUACCUUUUAGCAACCAUGGCGAGAAGAUUACAAGGCAAGGUAGCCCUCAUCACCGGCGGAGCCAGGGGGAUCGGCGCUGCGGCGGCGCGGCUCUUCUCUCAGCACGGCGCCAAAGUCGUGAUAGCCGACAUCCGGUCCGACCUGGGUCGCUCCGUAUCCAACCAGAUCCAGCUCGAGUCGGGCCACCCCGUCUCCUACGUUCAAUGCGACGUGGCGAGCGACUCGGACAUGCAGAACGCAGUCGACGCCGCCGUUUCGACGUACGGGAAGCUCGACAUCAUGUAUAGCAACGCUGGGAUAGCAGGGGAGAGGUUCAACCCUCUGGCGAAGAUCAAGAAAGUAGGCAUACUGUCCGUUGACCGGGAAGCGUUCGGGAAGGUGUUCGACGUCAACGUGUACGGAUCGUUCCUGGCAGCGAAACACGCUGCCAGGGUGAUGGUCCCGCAGAAGAGCGGGACCAUUCUUCUGACGGGCAGCGCCGUGACGGCCAGCUACGGCACCACGCCGCACAUGUACUCUGCGUCGAAGCACGCUGUGGUGGGACUGGCGAAGAACCUGUGCGUGGAGCUGGGGGAGUUCGGGAUUCGUGUGAACUGCAUCUCGCCGUUUGGGACUCCAACUCCGAUGGGUGAGGAGUCAAUGGGGCUGGACGAGAAGACUCUGGAGGAGAUGUUCACGACGAUCGGGAAUCUGAAAGGAGUUGUUCUGAAACCAAAGGAUGUCGCGGAGGUGGCGCUGAGCCUGGUGAGUGAUGAGUCAAAGUACUUAAGUGGGUUGAACCUUUUGGUUGAUGGUGGUUUCUGCCUCAAGAGUACUUGAUUAAAUGUGUCACCACAUGCAAGAAAUGUAAUAAUGUAUUGUUAAUAUUGAGGCGAUGUGUAAUAUAAUGUCAAAAUAAGUAAUUACGGAGAAUAUGUUAACACUUGUUAUCCUUCUUCUAGUCUCUAUUCUGAAUCCUUUCUCUCUUUUCCUUGCUCAAAGCCUCAAACUCAGUGAUUAUCCCUCAAUGUCAUUACUUAAAAUUUUCACUAAAACAUUUGCUUCAAAACAAUGGUGGCCAGCCUGGCAUCCGCCCAGCCGGUCCAACCAGUUCAACCCAGCAUCAGCCCAGGAAUCAAUCCCGUCUUACUCACCCAUCGAUGGAUCUAGUUUAGACAAAGGCCAUAACAAACAGCCCAUCUACCAAAGUCCAAAGCUAAUGAAGGACGACUGAAGAAAAAAUCAUCAUCUCAUCCUCUUCGGCGGGCAUUCAGCUUCUUCACCAAGAACUCCUCCCAUCCACUUGCUCCAACCGAGCGAACCGAGCACAGCGUUCCAACCAACGCAUUGAAGAUCCAUUCAAAUCGAUCUACAUAGAAGCUCUAUGCAAGGGAAGAUCAGGCGACGACAAGCGGCAACAGUUUUCGACUCAUCGAGUAGAACAGGGAAGUUUUACGGGACGAUAGAAAUCAGAAAUGGGUUGAUUUAUUCGAAUCUAAUCUGCAGUCUUUUACAUCGGAGAUUGCUUCUGGGUUUUGGCAUAGAUAAAUCGCAUUCCAAUUU